Aureobasidium melanogenum CBS 110374 is the source of this 1125-nucleotide messenger RNA. RefSeq names its product alpha/beta-hydrolase. Lineage: Eukaryota; Fungi; Ascomycota; Dothideomycetes; Dothideales; Saccotheciaceae. The annotation marks the transcript as partial. The record is from RefSeq and is a predicted model, not a curated record. The transcript has 2 exons.
CUGUCCAGCAUCCAUGCUGCUAGGCCUUCAGCCAACCUCUACGAAUUCGUUGCUGCUGUUGCUGCAGAAGGUCUGACUGCAAACACCGUCAAUGAUCUCCUUGGCUUCGUCGAUGGCUUGGCUACUGGCGAAAACAGCAUGAGCAACGUCAACCUCCAGGCACCAAAGAACACCAUCUACCCUCGUAAGGGCAAUGACCCCAAGUACAGCGUCACCGAGUCCUCACUUCGCUCUGCUAUCUAUAUUCCACCUGGAUUCACAGGCGGGAAGGUUCAGCCAGUGAUUCUCAUGCCUGGUACGGGAGCAACUGGUUACUUCACUUACAUUGGAAAUUAUAUCCCUCUACUGACUGGAUCAAGCUACGCCGACCCCGUUUGGCUCAACAUCCCUGGGUACCUUCUGAACGAUGCUCAGACCAAUGCUGAGUAUGCUGCUUAUGCAAUCAACUACAUUGCUAGCAUCACUGGCAAGAAGGUAUCCAUUGUCGGCUGGUCUCAGGGCAACAUCGACAUCCAGUGGGCCUUCAAGUACUUCACUUCGACUCAGAAGGUGACCAGAAACCACAUUGCUAUCAGUCCCGAUUACGCCGGUACCGUCAAUGCCGAUCUCAUCUGUCCUGAAGGUCUUCCAUGUGACCCAUCUGUCUUGCAACAGAAGUACAAGGGCACGAGCAACUUCAUCGACCAAUUGAGACUCAAUGGUGGCGACUCUGCGUACGUCCCAACGACUACCGUGUACAGUGGACUCUUCGACGAGAUUGUUGAGCCCCAGCAAGGUACAGGUGCCUCGGCAUAUCUCAAUGAUGUUCGCAAUGUGGGCGUUACAAACAACUACCUUCAAGGCAUUUGUCCUGGCCUUCCCGGUGGUUCUUUCUACACGCACGAAGGUGUUCUUUACAACCCUAUUGCAUUUGGCCUCCUCAAGGAUGCUCUGAUCAACGGUGGUACCGGCCAAACAUCUCGUCUUGAUCUCAACACGUUGUGCAACAUGUACCUUGCUGAGGGCCUGAAUGUCAGCGACUUGCUGCUUACCGAAAACUCCAUCCUGGUUGCCGCACUUUCGCUCGUCCUCUACGAGCCCAAGGUGUCUGCGGAGCCCUCCAUCAAGGCGUAUGCCACUUACUAA